Venturia canescens is the source of this 5041-nucleotide messenger RNA. It is a transcript of the gene Cap-D2, whose product is annotated as CAP-D2 condensin subunit. Gene Ontology annotation, molecular function: histone binding. Lineage: Eukaryota; Metazoa; Arthropoda; Insecta; Hymenoptera; Ichneumonidae. The coding region runs from base 358 to 4908 and encodes 1516 amino acids. The transcript has 20 exons. Gene Ontology annotation, cellular component: nucleus; condensin complex; condensed chromosome, centromeric region. Gene Ontology annotation, biological process: meiotic chromosome condensation; mitotic cell cycle; mitotic chromosome condensation. The record is from RefSeq and is a predicted model, not a curated record.
UGCGCGAGAGACGCGGCAGGAUGGAUACUGACGCUUACUUAGUGGCAAGAAUUCUUGAUUGUCCUUAUACACCGGUUAUAUACGUCCGAAAUUCGUUGUUACAGUAGUAAAGUCGCGAUAUCUAUGCCCCAACGAAUUAAUUCCUUUCGAAGUGCAAUUCUCUAGACAUUUAUAAACAUUGUAACCUUCGUGCAAAUAUACUCCUACAUAUAUCGAUCUAUGUAUAUAACUGUGCAAACUCACGUGUUUUCGAAGUGGCGCGCGUUGUCAAAACACAACAGCAAUUCAAGAGUACUCGUCUAAUUCUAUUCUUGUAGCUGCUGUUUAUUCGAAACAAAGUUAAUCAAGAUAAACGCAAUGGAAAUUAAAGAAUUUUCCAUUCCUUUGGAUAAGGAUGAGUUGCUUCGUGCACGGGCCAGCAGUUAUUCUGUCAUCGAUAUUGUACCAUCCGGAUCACUUGCUCAAGCUCUCGAUGCGACGAGGCCUGCUCUGCAGAAAGAUGGACCAAAAUUUAUACUCAAUCAUUUUGAUACCUUCUUCUCAGUUAUCAUGCAUGGCAAAAAAGUACACUCCAGUUCGGUUAUGCGUGCUUUCGAUAGGAUUCUCAAAGCAACAAGUAUGUUGAUUGAAGAAAUGGAAGUUUCAUUUGACAAAAGUAAUGACAUACUUACCAGCGAGAAUCGGCCUUUGUAUCUAUGCAUUAAUAAAAUGUACGCUUAUCUUUUAUCAUCACUGGCGUGCUACAUAGAGGAUGAUAUUUGUAAAAAUUCUGACAGUGGCAACAUUGGGAGAAAAAAGAAGACUAAAUCUGACGCCGAAGAAGAGUGGGAAAUUGGGAAGCAAAAAGCCCUUGAAAUUAUAUAUAGAUGGUUACAGUUGCCAUUGCAUAAAUUAUGGACACCGCCAAUCGUGGAAGAUUUGUUUGUCACGGUUCUUGCACAAUUUUGCUAUAAAGUGCUUGAACAAAACAGAGACGCCAGGCAGAAAGAUAUUAGAGAAACGAUUUUUAAGAUUCUAGGGACUCUUGUCAAAAGGUACAAUCAGGGUAUAACUUGCGUGGUGAGAAUAAUUCAGUUGGUUAAAUUAUACGAUGGUCUCUGCGCUUCUUUGGCUGCUGGUGUGGUACACAUGGUAUCGUCAACCGGAUGUGUAGGUUUUAUUAAAGAAAUGGUAUGCGAAAUUGGUCAGAGUGAACCUGGCGAAGCUGACGCUCGAAAUAUAUCAACGUUUCUCGAGACUAUAGCUUCUUCUCGAGCUGAUCUCAUUCUUCCUAUUCUCGACGACAUAGCGGAACAUUUAACCAGUGAGUCUUAUUCAAUGCGGAAUUGCGUCCUCGGGGUCCUUGGAGCUGCUGUACUAGGUGCGCUGACCGGUGAUGACUUGGAUGACAAAAAGAAAGAACAACGUGACGAUUGCUUGAGAAAUUUGGAGGAACACAUUCUCGAUUGUAACGCUUAUGUUAGAUCAAAAUGUUUACAAAUAUGGCAACGUCUGUGCUGUCAGGGUGCUGUUCCUCUUCAAAGACAGUGCAGCCUUUUGAACGCUACUGCUUUGCGUCUCGAGGAUAAAAGUGCAAAUGUGAGGAAACAAGCUCUCCAAUUGUUGCGAGCACUGCUUCAAGGCAAUCCUUUUGCCGCAAAGCUUGACCAAACUAAUUUCAAUCGUCAACUGGAAGAAGCAACCACGAAGAUGCGUGAACUACAAGUUGCUGUAGCGAGUUCGAGCACACGCGGUGAUCCUCAUCGAUUAGAAUUAUGGAAAGUGCUAAUGCCUGAAAUACAGAAAGCCAUAAGUAAAAUAGCCGCCGAAAAAUCAGAUGAUGAAGAAGAUGAAGAAGAUGAAGAUUCGGAUAGAAGAAACGAGAUCGAUCCUGAUGCAGCGUUCGAAAAGGUUCGCCGAUUACUUCUGGAAGAAAAGGUUGAAGAGGCUGUUACGUAUCUGAAAAAAAUUUGCCACGAGUUACCAGGAGCAGCAGACAUGUCGAAUAUGAAUGUCGAGGGCAAAGAAAAUUGCUUUUUCCUAUUUUUAUUUAAGAUCUUUGUAGAGUGCGAAGAUGGACAAAGUGACCAUGAAAAUGAGGAUCCUCAGAAAUCCGGACGUACAGAGGCCCAGAACUCUGCAAAAAACAAAGAACUUAAGCAACGUAAAGAAGAGCUCAAGACUCAAAAAAGACUCGUGAAAUACCUGACCAAUUGUUUGGAUUUCGCGAGACAGUUGGAAAAUAUAAUUCCGUUCGUUGAAAAUCUGCUUUUCUCGACAACAGCCGGUGACGCUGUCGAAGCUUGUACGUUCCUUGGUACAGCGUAUCAGUUUGGCGUGCCAAAAGCUGUCGUUGGCGUACGAAAAGCUCUUUUCCAAGUUAUGAGCCGUGAUCAAUCGGUGCGAAACAAUGUCGCGUCUGUUUACAAAGAGAUUUAUCUUGAAAUGAACGAGCCUAAUCAAUCGUCAAGACAAAAAUCACUGAAUUCCGUGAACGGGCUUAUCGAACUUUUAAAGGGUCUUGAACCUGGUCAAAGUCCGGCUUUGGCCCAGCUCAUUACUACUUGGUGUGAGAAUAAAGCUCUUGGAGCUCAAGAACUUCAGAUCAUGUGGGAAAAAUUUUCUAUGAAAAUACCCGAUACACGACCCGAGGAGAGUAGAGCUGCUCUUGCUUUGUUGACAAUGGUGGCCUCUACAGAACCAUCCUUACUGAGCGAAGGAAAUCUCGAUGUCGUGGUUAAAGUUGGUCUCGGAGCUCGCGCCAAAGAAGAUUUUCUCCUGGCAAGAGAUUCGUGCAGAGCGCUUUUGAAAAUCAGACAGAGUUCCAACGACCCGAAGAAAACGCCCAUCAAGUUCCACAACGAUCACCAAAUGUUCCAAGAAAUAAUUUCACUCAUCAAGGAUAAUUUUACCAGUACGAAGGACGAUGGAUACAUAUCUUUUGUUACCGACGCAAUAAACGUCGUGUAUCAUCUCGCUAAUAAACCAGAUGAACUGAUGAAAAGUGUCCUGUUGGAUAUAACUACAAAAAGCAAUUUAUUCAUGCAACAAAGAGAGGAAAGAUUGUCUCAAGAGGUCGAAACAGAAAAUCUCACGCAAGACAAUGGUCCGAGUGUUCAUUUGUUAUCAAGAUUAUUAUACAUUGUCGGCCACAUAGCUAUUCGACAAAUGGUUUACCUUGAUAACGCUGUUUAUAAAGAAUUGAAACGCCGUAAUGCUGUCAGAGAUCUGAAAAAAGGUAACAAAUCAAGAGAUAGCGUCUCGACCAAUCCUUCGAGUAAUCCUGGGUCUACACCAUUGAAUGCUACGCGAAAAAGCACUGCAACGCCUGCGAGUGCACGACAAACUUUGCGCAACAGAGAGCAAAUGAACAGCACCACUCACGAGGACAACGGGGAAGAAGCUCUUGAGGGAGCAACAGCGGACGACGCAGAUGCGGAAUUCGUCAUUGCAGCUCUGGAAAAUGAUAUCGUGAAUGGGAAUGGAAUUCUCGCAAAAUAUGUACCCAUCAUACUGGACGUUUGUCGUCAUCCGGAAAAAUACAACGACGAGCAAUUGCAGGCAUACGCAGUUUUAGCCUUGAGCAAAAUGAUGACGGUGAGCUCAUCCUUUUGUGUCGAAUCGCUGCAACUGUUAGUUACGAUAAUGGAAAGAUCACCAUAUCCAGGAAUCAGAGCAAACGUUCUUGUGGGAAUGUGUGACUUGACAACAAGAUUUCCGAAUCAAGUAGAACCGUGGACUGGUCAUAUUUACGGCAGGUCAGUCAAAAAUGACAAUUGUUACGAUGAAAUUCCAGAAAAUAUCCUGUCAAUUUUUUUUUUUCUUAUUAAUUAUUCUACCAAACACUUUUUUAGACUUCGCGACGACAGUGUCAAAGUUCGACGCACUUGCGUAAGAAUGUUGUCUAACCUUAUUAUGAGAGAAAUGAUAAGGGUCAAAGGCCAAGUCUCAGAAUUAGCGUUGACUCUGAUGGAUUCCGAUGAGCAAAUCCGGGCCGAGACCAAACAAUUUUUCAAAGAUUUGUCAAACAAAGGGAACGCAUUGUACAAUUCCAUGCCCGAUAUCCUCUCACGACUUACCGAUCCUGAAUUGAAUCUCGAGGAGAAUGAUUUCCAAGAUAUUCUCAAAUACAUUUUAGGACUCAUGCAAAGCCAGAGGCAAAUUGAUACGAUUAUCGAAAAGUUGUGUUCACGUUUCAUUCUCGCUACGACCGAACGCCAGUGGCGAGAUUUGUCCUACUGUCUCUCGCUCCUUCAGUUCAGUGGGAAAAGCAUACGUAAACUUACGGAAAGUUUGCCGCUUCUCAAGGACAAGAUUCAUCACAAUUCAGUACAAAAGUCACUCAACACAAUAAUCGAACACACGAAAAAGAAAGUCGAAGCUAAAGCUGCUUGCAUCGAACUGGAGGAGAAAAUUCAAGAAUUAUUAAAAACCACCGAAGCACCGAGCGAACCUCUGGACGAUCGACAAGCGAUGCCUCCUCCGCCAGUACCAAAAUUACGGAAACCAUCGCGUAGACAAAAAACUCGAAGACAUAGCAGUAGUGACGAAGAAAAUGAAGAAGAUAAUAUCAACGACGAUGAUGAUGACAAUGAUUUGGAAAGCGGUGCCGCAGCAAAUAAUAAAAGAAUUCUACCAUCGAGGAGAUCAAAAACUCGUAAUGGAAAUUUGUCCAGAGUUGCUGAUUCAAGUUCCGAAUCUGAGGAUGGAGAGGAGGAGGAACCUGUGUCAUAUAAAACUCCGCGAAAAGCAUCAAAAACUCCAAGAAAUUCGGAGAAACGGAAAAAACCAACGGAGCCUUUAACUCCAAUGGCUUCGAAAACAAAAAGAAACAGACAACAGGAAUCCCCAGCUCCGGCCUCAUCGCCGGAAACAACACCUCGAAGAACAUCCACGAGGACGAAAAGAACUAUCUCCAAAUUACGUUGAUUGCAAACAAAAUUUGAAUUUUCAUAAUUCGGGCUCAAGAGCGAGACUGCCUAAGCCGCAUAUUUCCUCUUUUGUUUUUUAUUAGAAAAAAAAAUCAAAGCUGUCGGUGCACACCACAGUCAUAUCAAUUGUA